AUGAGUGCAGAUGUUGAAAUGCGCAGUGAAGAGUUCGAUACCAAUCAAGAGGAAGUUGAUGAGAGGGCAGAGAAGCAAGCAGCAGGUGUGUUCUCCAAGGGGAGAAAUGCAGUAGCCCAGGCAGCAGUUGCCGAUUCUGAAAUCCAGCAGGAAGAGGAGCCCCAGGGAGCUCAGCACCUAGCAGGGCCAGAUGUGUAUCCUUACCACCCCAAAAUAUUCAUGGGGCUCAAGAAAAACAGGAGAAAGUAUGACCGGAAAGGCAGGCUGAUCUGUAAUGGUAUCGAACUGUGUGACUGCCUGCAGGUUGAUUGUGCCGGCUGUUUCCACCCAUGCCCCAGGUGCAACUCCAGGAAAUGUGGAGUCAAGUGCCACCAGAAUCUCAAUGAAGUCUUGGUGGAGGACUCAACAGCCUGUUUCUAUAAAGCUUUGGCCAAACUCCAAGAAAUCUGGGACUCAAUCGGGAUUCCAGAGGAUCAGAGGCUUCAACGUGUCCAAAGCCUCCUGGAUAUGAUGAUUGCAGAGGAAAGCCUGAAGGAAAGGCUCCUAAAAAGAAUUGAUUCUUAUCGAAAAGAGCAGGACACUCUGAUCAAAGAGUUAAAAUUGGAACCAUUUCUGGAAAGAAAGGAGACUACCAUCUUGGAGCUAAAGAACGAUCUUCAAACACAGAUAGAAGAAUUGAAAAGACAGAAAGAAGAAAGGGUACAAGAACAGAAACUACUUCAAGAACAAGAGCACAAAUUGUGUCAGAUUCUUUGUGUGCUCCCAUACAGCCUUGACAAUGACUCGGUACUCAGCAUAGAGGAGCUGAACCAGUUCAGAAAUCACCUGGCAGCUCUGGAGGAAACAAAGGUGACGGAAGAAUUUGUUAGCGCAAAGAAGCAGAUCCUACUCUGUAUGGAAGAUCUGGAUCACACUCCAGAAACGGAUUUUGAGAGAGAUGUGGUAUAUAGGGAUGACGAGACUUUUUUUCUGUCACUGGAGAACAUAACAGCCCUAAAGAAUCUGCUUUCACAGCUAGAAAAGGAAAAAGCUGAGAAUGAAGUUGUGUGUAAAGGGCUACACUGUCGAAUCAGGGAACUUUGGCUCUGGUUACAAAUACCUACCCGGGAGAGAGAAGCUCUGGCCAUGUCCAUCACUGGGCCAAAGGCCAUGAUCAGAAAAGUGCUACAGUUAGAAGUGGAUCGGUUGGAGGAUUUGAGGAUUCAGAACUUGAAGAAAAUGAUUGAAGCAAUCAGGGUGGAGCUGGCACUAUAUUGGGAAAAAUGUUUUUACAGCCAACAGCAAAAAGAAGCCUUUACACAUUACUAUAACGAGAACUACACAGAGAUCUUGCUAAGGCUCCAUGAUGAAGAAAUUGUGAAGGUGAAACAAUAUUAUGAGCUGCACAAAGAACUAUUUGAAGGCAUUCAGAAGUGGGAAAAGAACUGGAGGCUUUUCUUGGAAUUUGAGAGAAAAGCUUCAGAUCCAAGCCGAUUUAGGAACCGUGGUGGAAAUCUCUUAAAAGAAGAAAAGCAUGGAGCCAAGCUACAAAAAACACUCUUUAAGCUGGAAGAGGAGUUGAAAACGCGGAUUGAAAUGUGGGAAAAAGAACAUUCUGAGACUUUUGUGGUGAAUGGCCAGAAAUUCACAGAAUAUAUGAUGGAACAGUGGAAGAUGUUUCAUUUGAACAAAGAGAAAGAAAAGCAGGAACGACAACUAAAGAAGAACCAAGAAACGGGAGCAGAGAUGUCAUAUAGCAGCAGAUCCAAAAUACCCUUCAAGAAGGAAGGACUCAGGCCUAAUUCAUCAGGCAAAGGCUACAAGAAUCCUGGGAAUCUUGGAGGCAGAGAUAAGAAGACAGAGAAUCCGAGGCAUGGAAGACAACCAAAGAAAAUGGGCAGAAGUGAGACAUGGAGUUUCUUGUUUGUGAAUAGCAAGGAGGCCAAUGUUACUGAAUGAGGUAUUGCUGGGAGUGGGGGAUGAGGACAAAGGCUUUAAGAAGACUGGAAAGGGGAGGCAGAUUAUUGAGACCUUUGAACACCAAAGGAUUUUAUAUGUGAUCCUGGAAGUAACAUUGAGAGUGUUUUUGGUGAGGGAGGGUAAAAGGAGGACUGACUAGUCCUGUACUUUUGGAAAAUUGCCUUGUAGGCCAAGUGGAGAAUGGA
Messenger RNA from Phascolarctos cinereus (koala), 2144 nucleotides. The record is from RefSeq and is a predicted model, not a curated record. Lineage: Eukaryota; Metazoa; Chordata; Mammalia; Diprotodontia; Phascolarctidae.